AUGAAUGAGCUUGGUAAGGACAAGAACAAAGAGACAACUUCGAGUCCUCUCCCUAAAGAUCUUCAAGAUCUUGUGGACAAGGAAGAAGCGGAUAGAGAAAUUCGUGCAGACUACGAAAAUUCAUGGACCGAAACAUCUUCGGACCAAGCCUUUUCCAAACGACUGGAUAACGUUUCCACCGAAUCUGGGAACACAAUAGAAAAGCUGAAAGAUCAACUGCUGAAUAGAGGAACGGAAAAGGAGAAGCAAUGA
Penicillium robsamsonii is the source of this 252-nucleotide messenger RNA. RefSeq lists its product as uncharacterized. The coding region runs from base 1 to 252 and encodes 83 amino acids. The record is from RefSeq and is a predicted model, not a curated record. The transcript has 2 exons. NCBI's taxonomy places the organism in Eukaryota, Fungi, Ascomycota, Eurotiomycetes, Eurotiales, Aspergillaceae.